AUGAAAAACUCAAACGAAAAAGUAAAUCCAGUUGAAAAUACUUUGCGUAAUAAGAGUGCUAGAGGUCGUUCUAAAAGUCGAAGCGGACGUAAAUCAGAAUCGUCACUUGGAAAAUCAGCGGAAAAAAGUGGCAGCAAACAUUCUGAUGCAGUGGAUGGGUCAUCAUUGGCAUCAAUCAUAGAAAGUCACAAACCAUUAGAUAUAUUCAUUCAAAAUGAACUAAUGCCUAAUUGCACACCGAUAUUUUUAUCAAAAUCAACACAACAGAUAUUUAAUAUUGUAACUGAUGAACAAAUUACCAAAGAAUCACCAAUCAUUUUAUUGAACAAAUCUGAUAUACUUAAAGAUUUACAGUUACGUGCAGCUAUAUCAGACUUCAGUGUACAAAAAGUUGCAAUAAAAAAGUAUCCCGGUUCUGAUAUUUUGUUAAUUUAUGAUGCAGAUUAUAAAUUUGGUGAAAAUUUUGUCAUUGUCUUAUCUGAAGAGACAAAAUCUCUUAUACUGAAUCCAGUUAAACAAGCAGUUGACGGUCAGUCAGAACAUGAUGGUGAUGGUGAUGAGAAUGAUGGAAGAAACGAUGAUGAGGACAAGAUAGAAGAAUACAAAGAGGCCAGUGAUUUAUGUUUUCUAUUCAAAUCGAGAUCAGAACAUGGUUGGAUUGAAUUAGGUUCAGAAAACGAAAUUGCCGAAAUGAAUACUUUCGAAACACGUUCAAAAGUGUAUACAAUUUUUCAAAGACCACGUAAAGAAUUUGGUAGUGUAUUACAUUUACAAGAUGAAAGUGCGACAAAGAAAGGUUGUUCUGAACAUAUUUUAUCACGUGAAGAUGAAUCAUUUAAUAUACCUAUAAUGGAGUUAGAUAAAUCAGCCACAAAUUGUGAAACCACAUGUGAUAAAGGUAUUAAUACAAAUUGGAAAUAUCCAAAAAAUGCUUUCACUCAUUAUGUUCCUAGAAUGUUUACAUCUGAUGAAUUAAAACAUUAUUAUCAUGAAAAUAAUGAUGCUUUACGUAAUAUAUCGAAAUUAUACACACUAUUUGAACAAAGUUUAUUAGAAAAUGAAAUGUACAAUUUUUUAUCAAAUGAUUAUGAGAAUUUACCCAUUGGUGAUGAAACUUAUGAUACAAGAAGUGACAAUACAUUCAAAGAAUUUCUAUCAUUUACUGAUUUAAAAUUUAGUAAAAAUAAAGCUAUUACAAUGAUUCAAUGGCAUCCAAAUAUUAAAGGUAUUAUUGCAACAUCUAUUAGUGAACGAAUAAUUUAUGAUCAACGUAUUGAUCAAGCAUCACGAAUUCUUUUACAACCAACACAUAUUAUAUUAUGGAGUUUUAAUGAUCCAUUAAAGCCUCAAUUAUUAUUACAUGCACCAGAUGAUAUUAUGUGUUUUCAAUUUAAUCCAACUAGUCCGAAUUAUAUAGCUGGUGGUUGUAUCAAUGGACAAGUAGUUCUGUGGGAUAUUGAAAAACAUAUUGACGAUUUAACUAAUGUUAAGUUGCGAUUGAAACAAAAUAAUCAAAUGCCUUUAUUUGUUUUUGAUGAGAAUGAAUUAAAUAAAGUAUCAACAUCACAUUAUUCUGCUCUAAGUAAUAUUGAAUCAUCACAUAGUUCACCAAUCAUGGAUUUGAAAUGGAUACCGGAUCAUAUAGAAAUUAAUCGGUUAGGAUACUGUUUUGAAAAUCAUGCACAGAAAUGUGUUCAAUUAAUGACAUGCGGUUUAAAUGGUGAAAUAUUACUAUGGGAUAUACGACCAGAGAAAACACCAUUAGCUAUAAACAAAACAAGUGAUUCAAUUAAACGACCAAAUAAUGUACCACUAACAUUUUCGACACUGGAUUUGAAAUGGAAACCAUUAUUAAGGAUACAUUUAUAUACAAACGAUCCAGUUAAUGACCAUGUACCAAUUAAGUUUUGUAUACGUGAAAUGCAAGGAGAUCGCAGAUUGCUAACGUCUAACACAAAAGAUUCCAGUAUCAAUAUAACUGACAACUCAUCUAAAUUACUCCCACUUCCAAACGCCGACACACAUAUUUAUGCCGGGACUGAAGAUGGUGUUAUAGUUUAUGUUGACUGGAUACCACAUAAAGAUCAAGACACUGGGAAAAUGCAAACACCCAAACCAGAAUUUUGUUCCUCACGACAUGAUGGUCCAAUUAGUUACCUUUGUCGUUCACCGUUUGAUUCCUCCCUAGUCUUGGCUAUCGGUGGAUGGAUAUGGACAAUGUGGAAGGAAGGAGUUACCAGUGGGCCGAUCAUAGAAUCUGGUCGUGCAAAUAAACCAUUAACAGGUGGCAGUUGGUCUCCUACACGUCCAUCAGUAUUUUAUACAUGUCGUGUUGAUGGUAGUAUAGAAGUUUGGGAUUUACUUGAUAAAACUUAUGAACCAACAAUGAUUCAGUCAGUAUCUGCUAAUCCACUAACUGCUUUAUCUAUACGGGAUUCACCUAAACGUCAAUUUAUAGCAACUGGUGAUAUUCAAGGUGUACUACAAUUAUUUAUUGUACCUAGACGUUUACAAACUCCUUUACCAUCAGAAUUAAAAAAAUUCAAUGAAUGCAUUGAACGUGAAGUGAAAAGAAAAGAAUUUGUUUCGAUGCGUUGGAAUUUAAGAGAGCAAGAGAAAAUUGAACAAGAAGCGGAAAACAAAAGAAGGGCUGGUUUAGCACCAGCUGUUAUGUUGAGCGACGAAGAAAUCAUUCAGAAAGAAAAAUUCGAAUAUGAAAAGUAUUUAUCAGAAGAACAUACUUUCUUAAGAUCAUUAGGACUAGUUGAAGAGGAUGAUUAA
Schistosoma guineensis is the source of this 2781-nucleotide messenger RNA. NCBI's taxonomy places the organism in Eukaryota, Metazoa, Platyhelminthes, Trematoda, Strigeidida, Schistosomatidae. The record is from the annotation of a GenBank genome assembly.